AUGACCAGCUAUGUGAAGUUCAUGAAAGAGAUCCUUAACAAGAAGAGAAAGUUUGGAGAGAAUGAGAUGGUAGCACUUAUUGAGGAGUGGUGGAUUAUCAUUCAGAAGAAGCUUCCUUCGAAGCUUAAGAAUUCUGGAAGCUUUACAAUUCCAUGUAUAAUUGGAGAGAAGUUCUAUGGAAAGGCUCUAUGUGACUUGGGUGCAAGGUAUCAUAAGAUUUCUAUUACUCCUGAGGAUUACGAUAAGGCUACAUCCAUGAGUCCUUGUGAGGCUUUUGCUGUUGUGCUUAUUCCUGUCACUGCUGGUCUCAUCCUCAACACAUAUGCAAAAUCUGUGGUGAAUAUUAUUCGACCUAUAAUGUCUUUUCUUGCCAUGUUUUGCACAGCGUUGUGUAUUGGAAGUCCUCUUGCUAUUAAUAGGAGCCAAAUUCUAUCUUCAGAAGGUCACCUAUUGCUUCUACCCAUAGUGACAUUCCAUGUUGCAGCCUUUGCAUUGGGUUAUUGGGCUUCCAAGUUACCAUUUUUCAGGCAAGAACCUGUGUGUAGAACAAUAUCACUCUGCACAGGAAUGCAAAGCUCGACCCUUGCUGGCCUCCUUGCAACCCAGUUCCUCGGGAGCAGCCAAGCAGUUCCUGCUGCCUGCUCCGUGGUGGUGAUGGCCAUAGUUGGCUUGAGCCUAGCAUCCUUCUGGGGCAGCGGAUCAAGAAUUAGAGACAUUCCUUUGCUUCUUUUUCCUGAAACUUGCUCUACUACCAAUUCUUAAGGCACAAAAUGGGCGAAGAAUUGGUUGAAAUGUUCUACUUUCCUCCUUAUGCUUAAUACAAGAGAAAAAAGAAAGUGGAAGAGACAACAUAGAAUUGCAUGCCAAUUUCUGAACCUCAGCUACCAGGAUUAUUCGAGUUGCU
This is a messenger RNA of Phalaenopsis equestris, 904 nucleotides long. Its product is annotated as probable sodium/metabolite cotransporter BASS3, chloroplastic. The record is from RefSeq and is a predicted model, not a curated record. NCBI's taxonomy places the organism in Eukaryota, Viridiplantae, Streptophyta, Magnoliopsida, Asparagales, Orchidaceae. The transcript is spliced from 5 exons. Bases 1 to 762 code for a protein of 253 amino acids.